AUGGCAGGUCCACGCAAUCCCACUGCCGUUGGUGUGGUGUUGGCCUUGUUGUUGUUCGUGAGUCUCACGAUCGUGCAAGCCAUUCCUCCCAAUUUUGUUCCAUACUCUGCCUUUGAUCCGUACACAUCCAACUUUACUACAGUUCCUUGUUCCGUGCCAAAUGCCAAUCUUGCCAACAUUUACAAGAGAACGGUUCAAAAAUUGUUGACAAGCUUUACAUUGGCCGAACGAGAUGAUUUAUUCCUUUUAAAUUCUGUGUUACAAAUUUCAAAUCCAGCACCAGCUCCACAAGAAUUAUUAAACAAGUACGCUGAAGAUUAUGGACACAUUCUUCACAAUGUGCCACUUGUCGUGUUCGUUCCAACUCAAGUCAGUCAAUUGUCAAAAUUGAUGAGAGCUGUGAAAGUCAAUAAUUUUGGAGUUCAAGAUGAUGAUGAUGAUGAGAAUUCGAGUUAUAGACAUCACGAAUUGUUUGCAAGAAUUAAAGUAGUGAUUAGAGGUGCUGGAGGCAAUGUCGAAGCAGCUGCUCAAGUUCUUAACAUUGCCGAUCAUGAACAAGCUGUUCCUCCUCUCUACAUUCUCAUUGAUAUGGGUUCACGUUUCACUCAAGUUUCUGAUACCAUUCAAGUGUCAGCUGCCAAUCAAAAGUCAAUUUGGGCUCUUGCUGGAGCUCAAUGGGUGUCUGUGGUCAGAGCUGCAGCUGCUCAUAAUUUAAGACCUUUGGUAGUUCCAGAUUAUUUGGGAAUUACUUUGGGAGGAUCCUUGUCGAUUGGUGGAAUUGGAGCUGAUUCUGUUUUUAGAGGUCCAGCAGCUGCUCAUGUCGCAGAAUUGGAAAUUGUUAAAAGUGAUGGUGACGUUGUGAAUGUAACCUCUUCCUCAACUCUUUUCAAAUCUGUUUUGGGUGGAAUGGGUCAAUUUGGAAUUAUUUCUCGUGUUCGAUUGAAUUUAGAACCAAAUAAGGCAAUGACUAGAAUUUACCAUUAUGUGAGCACUGACUUUGAUGUUUUGGUGAAGGCUGUCGAUCAGUUACAAAUUGCCAAUUCUCAAAACGAAGUUGUCCAAACCAUUCAAACUUUCUUUGUUCCAGACACUUUGUUUUAUAUCCAAAUUUGGGCAUUGAAUGGAAGAACCACUUAUCGAUCUCCUCAAGAACAAGCUCAAGUUGAGGCAUUAUUAGCAAAGAAUUUAACCUAUGUCUUCAUGUUAGAGAUUACCACACGAUUUGAUACUACUGCUCCAACUAUGGAAGAAAUUGCAGCAUUGACAGGUCAGAAUUUUGACUUGUCAGUAGUCGAUGACAUGCCAACCAAUAUUUGGGAUGAACGUUUAUUCUAUUUCACCAUUCCAGGUUUAAUUGCAAGUGGACAAUGGUUUGAAAGACAUCCAUGGAUGAAUAUUUAUCUUGCUGGAGAUGUCUUUGAAAGAGAUCCACAAACUCAACAAAGUGAUUUCGAUCGAUUGAUUGCUGACUGGACUCCAGAAAAAACAACUGGAUUUGGACACGUUGGAUUAUAUCCAUUAUUGAAUUCCCAAUUCAACAGUGUUCCAUUUGUGUCCAUUCCAAAAACUUCGAAAUGGUCUUAUUUAUUAGUUAUUGGAAGAGAUGAACCCACAAAUACCGAUGCUGGAAUUAAUUAUCAAGUGUUUGACAAUCGAAGAAUUUGGGAUUUAUUUACCAAGACAACCAUGUUCCAAUUGGAUCGACCACGUGCCACCUUGUAUGCUGACAAUGUCAUUCCCAAUUUCAGAAGAAGUGAUUGGAAAGCCAAUUUUGGAAAUUGUGUUUGGAGAGAUUUUGUAGCUGCCAAACGAGAAUUUGAUCCAAAGAGAGUGUUUGCUGAUCCAAGAAAUAUUUUCAAGCAUUGA
Messenger RNA from Naegleria lovaniensis, 1866 nucleotides. RefSeq lists its product as uncharacterized. Lineage: Eukaryota; Heterolobosea; Eutetramitea; Acrasida; Naegleriidae. Bases 1 to 1866 code for a protein of 621 amino acids. Gene Ontology annotation, biological process: cytokinin metabolic process. The record is from RefSeq and is a predicted model, not a curated record. Gene Ontology annotation, molecular function: FAD binding; cytokinin dehydrogenase activity. The transcript has 3 exons.